AAGCUAUACACACAUAAACACUCCUUCUCCUUCCAUAUCAAAAUCUCCCAAAUGGGUCGACCCGAAUUCACAAUUGAACCCACCAAAGCCAAAUCCAUGGCCUCAUCCUCGUCCCUAACUCUCACCCAACUCCUCCCAUCACUCCUUACCUCUGCCCAAACCCUUGCCCGCCCGCCCAUCUCCAAUUUCCAUGUCGCCGCUGUCGGACUCACACAAUCGGGUCGAAUCUUAAUCGGAGUCAACGUUGAGUUCCAAGGUGUACCCCUUCACCACUCCAUCCACGCCGAACAGUUUCUCCUCACAAAUCUCUUUCUCAACAAAGAAACAAAUCUUCACUCAUUCGCCGUCUCCGCCGCCCCAUGUGGCCACUGCCGUCAAUUCUUCCAAGAACUUCGCGGAGCACAAGACAUUCAAAUCAUUGUAACAUCUGAACCCGACCCGAAAUUCACAAAACUGUCUCAAUUUCUUCCAUUCAGAUUUGGACCGCUUGAUCUUCUCCCUCAACAAGCUUCUCUGUUCUUAGAACCGCGUAACAACGGCCUAACGCUUCUUAAACUACCCAAUGAGGGAUUCAAUGGUGAAUCCAUUCAUGAAAAGUUACAGAUUGCGGCUUUAGAAGCUGCGAAUAAUUCUCACGCGCCUUAUAGCGAUUCACCAUCUGGGGUGGCAAUUUUGGAUUGUGGUGGGAAUAUUUAUAAAGGAAGUUAUGUGGAAUCGGCGGCAUUUAAUCCUAGUUUGGGUCCACUUCAGGCGGCGGUGGUGGCGUUUAUUGUGGGAGGUGGUGGUGAGUAUGAUGAGUUUGUUGGCGUUGUGUUGGUGGAGAAAGAUGGAGCUAAGGUGAAACAAGAAGCUACUGUUAGAUUGUUGUUGGAAGCCAUUGCUCCAAACUGUUACUUCCAUGCUUUUCUUUCUUCGAUUUGAUUGUAACAAACUAUGGUAAUUUGGUGGAAGGUGUAUAAAUUAUUAAUUAAUUAUUAUGAUUAUGAUAUGAUACCUUUGUUAAGUAUUCUGGGUACUAUUUAUUACGUUUAUAUUAAUAUUUGGAUCUUGGACCUA
Molecule: messenger RNA, 1056 nt
Organism: Cicer arietinum (chickpea)
Lineage: Eukaryota; Viridiplantae; Streptophyta; Magnoliopsida; Fabales; Fabaceae
Product: cytidine deaminase 1-like
Cellular component (GO): cytosol
Molecular function (GO): cytidine deaminase activity; zinc ion binding
Source: RefSeq, a predicted model, not a curated record